CGUAUAAGAGUUCUUAGUUUUUGUAGCUGCAACGAAAGCUCGCGCAAACCGAGCGGCGGGGCACAAACAUGGCCCAAACGCGCUUGCCGAAUGCGCUUGCUGUGCCAUUAUUUUGUAUACUCAUAAUCGCUUGUGCUUUUAGCGGGACGCUUGCCCUGUAUGGACCCAAGGAUGGAGUCGUGUCGCUCACAGCAGCCAAUUUCGACAAGCUGGUGAUGCAAUCGGAUGGAGUGGCAGCGGUCGAGUUCUACGCGCCCUGGUGUGGCCACUGCCAGUCACUGGCACCGCACUUCAAGAAGGUUGCGCAAAACCUGCAGGGCAUGGCGCUGGUGGGCGCGGUGGACUGCAACGACCAGAAGGCGGCCGGCAACCUGUGCCAGCGGUUCGGCAUUAAGGGCUUCCCGACCAUCAAGCUGUUCCGCGCGGACAAGCAGAAGAACCCCUACACGGGGGAGCUGGCCAAGGAGGACCUCGAGUACAACGGCCCCCGCACCGCCAAGCCGCUGGUGGACAGCAUCAGCGCAAUGCUCACGGACGCCUACAUCGCGCGCCUCACCAGCAGCGAGAAGGCGGCGGAGUGGGCGGACAAGGCCAACGCAGCGGGCAAGGCGCAGGUCCUGCUGUUCACCAACAAGGACGCCUCCACGCUGCUCUACAAGGCGCUGUCCACACAGCUGCGCAACGGACUGGCGUUCGCGGAGGUCCAUGAGAAGGCGUCCGACCUCGUCAAGGAUUUCGGAGUGGAGAGCUUCCCCACCCUCAUUGUUGUCAAGACGGACGGCACUCGCGCCACCUACAGCGGCGAGCUCAAGGCGCCGGCGCUGCUGCAAUACCUGGCGGACUUCAGCUCGAUCAAGCCCGCCACGGACGACGCCUCCUCCGGCUCCUCCAAGUCCUCCUCCAAGUCCUCCAAGUCCUCGGAGCCCGCCUGGUCCUUUGUGCGCCAGCUGUCCGGCAACGUGUCCGCCGAGCUGGCCGCCCUGGACGCGCGCGAGGAAAUGGCGCUGCUGGCCGUGCACGGAGCCGAGGGCGAGGACGGCUGCAAGGAUGCGCGGGAGGCCUUCCUCACCGCCGCCGGCGACAUGCAGGCUGUGGUGGACACGGUGCUGCUGGCCGCGCCCGCCGCCGAGCUGGAGGAGGGCGGCGGCGGCGCGGCGGCGCUGGCGGCGCUGGGCCUGGACGUGGCGGCGCUGAGGGGCGCCGACGCAUGCGAGCUGCAGGUGGUGCUGCUGCCGUUUGGUCGCGACAAGUCCGAGCUGGACGACUACAGCCGCUACACGGGGCCGCCGGAGGGCAAGGCGCUGCAGCGCUGGGUGACUGACGCGGUGCCGGUGCUGACCACCCAGCUCGACGACAUGAGCGCCGGCCCCUUCCUGGCCAUGGACCCCAGCGAGGGGCGCAUGGCGCUGGCGCCCAAGGUACUGCUGUUCACCACCAAGGACGAGGCCCCCGGCGUGUUCCGCGCCCUGGCCCUGGCCAUGAAGGGCCGCGGCAACAUGGCCUUCGCCUGGGUGCAGGCCGGCAGUGUGGCCGCGCAGAAGACGGUGGAGUCGUUCAAGCCGCCGCGCGUGCCCUCCAUGCUGGUGGUGCUGCCGCAGCAGGCCCCGCCCUCCGAGGACGACCCGGCUGGUGCCGGCGGCGGACUGCGGUUCGGGCUGCAGCCCUACUUCGGCCCCCUCAAGUUCACACCCAUGAAGGAGUUUCUGUCCAACCUGGCUGAGCAGAUCGAGACCAGCUCGGGUGUGGUGAAUGACCCCGAGCUGGUCAAGAAGGCGCUGCCGCAGAUCUCCAGCCAGUCCGACCUGGAGGCCCACUGCACUUCCAAGGCCGGGCUGUGCCUGCUGGCGCUGCUGGACGCCGAGCAGCCCGGCUUCGAGGACGAGAAGAAGGAGCUGUUGUCGUUGGCGCUGAAGCAGGCGGGCGAGGGCGGCGCAUUCCACUUCGCCUGGAUGGAGGGACGCAAGCACAAGUCCGUCAUGCAGGCGUUUGACCUCAUGCACAGCGACGUGCCCACGCUGGUCGCGCUGUCGGCCAAGCGCCUUCGGUUCGCCGUGCUGCCUGCGCCCGAGGACAGCAGCACUCGUGGCGCGCGGCUGCGUCCCGAGGUGGUGACUCGCUUCGUGGACGGCGUGCUUGCCGGCAAGGUCCGCACGCAGGCGCUGACGGCACUUCCCGAGGUCAAGUCGGGGGAUGAGGCCUCAGAGGCCGACCUAGCCGCCGCCGCCGCCUCGCGCGGGGCUUCCGGCGCCGCCGCCAUCGACGCCGCCUCCGAUGCCGCCCCUGAGCCCGAGGCUCCUGUGGAGGAGGAGUUUGACCUGAGUGACAUCAUGAGUGAGGAGGUGGAGGGCGGCGAGCUGGCGGGCGCAGGCAAGGCCGACCGACUCAAAGAGGUGGAGGAGCAGCUCAAGGCGGAGGAGGAGGCCCGCAAGGCGGAGGAGGCUGCCAAGGCCAAGAAGAGCAGCAAGAAGAAGAAGAAGGGCAAGAAGAAGAAGGCGGCCGCGGCCUCGGAUGAGCUGUGAGCUGCUGUGAGCACACACAGCUGCGAGGAUAGAUGGAUGGGAGCAGGUGGCUGGGAAACUGGGGGAGAAUCGUGAGGGUGGGCGCGCUUAAAGCCUCACACGCCGCCCCAGCCCACGAAUGGGUCGUCCCAGUUGUUAAGGGUUGGGCCUCAGCUAGCUUGGAGUCAGACGGGCGAGGUAGCGGGAUGCGGUGAGCGAGUACAUACGGGGCGGGGCCAGGCGGCCAGUUGAGGAGACACCAGCACAGCAUCAGUGUGGCUGGGUACAGGGUUUGAGGGCUUGCUUGCGGACGGAGCCGCCUCCAGCAGCGAGCAGGAUGGGCAAGCAAGAGGAUGGUGGCGGCUGGCUGUGUGAUGGGACAGUGGUAAGGCAGGUUGGUGAAGUCCCGUAGGGGGCAACUGGCUGCUGAGUCGCGUGUGUGUGCCGACGUUGCGAGCGAGCUCGCCUGCUGCCCAUGCAUGCCUGCCUGACGCACGUGUGGCGCAAGCAGUGGAGGGGCCCUGAGUGAUCCUGCCUGAUGAGUUAUCGAGACGGAGCGUGCGUGUGGCCGUGUGGGUCCGCGAGAGCCGACAGGGCCUGUGCUUACUACGGCAAAACGUGUCAUUUUAGGAUUUCCCUUGACUAGAAUAGCUUUUGAAGGACGGAGGUGGCGGCUGUAGGCAAGUAAGGGGAGGCGCGCACUAUAGCAGCACUCUACCAGCAGCACUAUAAAUUCGGCCCAGCCGUUUUGUAACCUACCGUCCUA
Chlamydomonas reinhardtii is the source of this 3264-nucleotide messenger RNA. RefSeq lists its product as uncharacterized. The transcript is spliced from 24 exons. Gene Ontology annotation, cellular component: endoplasmic reticulum lumen. Gene Ontology annotation, biological process: response to endoplasmic reticulum stress. Bases 216 to 2519 code for a protein of 767 amino acids. NCBI's taxonomy places the organism in Eukaryota, Viridiplantae, Chlorophyta, Chlorophyceae, Chlamydomonadales, Chlamydomonadaceae. Gene Ontology annotation, molecular function: protein-disulfide reductase activity; protein disulfide isomerase activity. The record is from RefSeq and is a predicted model, not a curated record.